Messenger RNA from Theileria parva strain Muguga, 2511 nucleotides. RefSeq lists its product as uncharacterized. NCBI's taxonomy places the organism in Eukaryota, Apicomplexa, Aconoidasida, Piroplasmida, Theileriidae. The coding region runs from base 29 to 2479 and encodes 816 amino acids. The transcript has 3 exons. The record is from RefSeq and is a predicted model, not a curated record.
UUUCAUUCUUUUGAUAUGAUUCAUAUCAAUGAAUGAUGUUGAUAUUAACUUUUUAGAAAAAUUACAUAAAUCAUACAAUUCUGCUGAAUCUAAACAGAAAUCUGAUUAUCUCUCAAAUUCCUAUUUUUCAACAUCAAUUUUUAAACACUUUGAUUACUGCCCAAAUUAUCUACUUAUCGUAUCACCAAAUAAAUUUUUUAAGGGGUGUUUAAACUCUCCGGCACUCUUUACUCUUGUAAAUCAGCAGUUUACUUCACAUAAUUUGGGCAUAACGUUAAAAUAUAAACUACUUGUUACCAUAAAAUGUGAGUAUAUUGAUACUAGUGGCACUCUAUCAUGUUAUUAUUUCAAUGUGUCACUUGAUACACCUAACUCCACCUUCCAUUAUGUCAACCAUUUAUCAGUAAACCUUAAUGGAUCUGUUUUACUCCUUUACUCUGACACAUAUUGUUUCAUAGCUAACACUCCUUAUGAAUUAUCUGAAUAUAACGUUGUUAAUGAUGGUAAUUCUAGAAAGGUUUACUUUAAAAAUGUUAUACAGGGUCAACAGAUACUUUACCAACAAUCUGUUUCUGAUUCUCUCCUAAAAGUAGUUAAAGCUAUUUGGAACCCUUUACAUUCAAACAGUUUUGUAAUCGCAACAAAUGAAUUAGUAUCCGAAGAUGCUGAAAAUAGUGACGAAAAUGAUGCUGAAAGUGAUACAGAAAAUAAUAGUAGUGAACCUAAAGAAAGAAAGUUUUACUCUUUUUUAAGAGUUUUUAACCUGGAUCACAGUAUUGAUAGGCCUGAAUAUAAUAUUAAGGUUUCUGAACAAAUGUGCAGACUCGGAUAUGAUGGCGAAACUGAUAUAUCAGAGAAGUUUCAAACUAAAUUUGGAGUUUUUGUAGACUUAUUUUGGAACUGUAAUGACACUUCAACUUUUGGAUCGUAUACUAUAUUUGUUCUCUCAAACUACGGGUAUGUGUUCUGUUACUGUCCCAUUUCAAUAAACCAGAUUUGCGAUAUGACUAAAAACAUACCAAUUGUAAGAAAAACACUUAAACUUAUCGAGGAGGGAUUUACAUAUAAAUUUGAUAAUUUAACAAACUCCAUCUCAGAUGACGGUGAUUCUUCAAAUUUUGAGAAGAAUUUUGAACUUGUUAGAAAAAUUAAUGACUCUCUGUUCUCAAACAUUUCUGAUUUAACAUUUUAUCCAAUUAUUAUAAGAUUGGUAUCAACUGAAUAUAUACCUGAUUGCAAAUUCGCAUACUCAUAUCCUACAUACCAGUCACUAUUAGUCCUUUCCACUGACCCGUUUGUAAUUUUAGCAUCGCAUUCAAAUUCAAAGCUGUUGGUAUUUGAGCCAAACAUCCAACUUCAUCCCUCAAAUUCAAUUUUCUAUAAUAAAAACACUCUAUUCAAUGUAAAUAACUGUAAAGUAUCACACUCACUGAGUUUCGACUCUGAAGACCCCUUUUACUUUCAAUACAUUUCAAAGUCUGAUUUCAUAUAUUACUCUAGAAAAGAGUCCUAUCACAUCAAUUUUACAGAUAAACUUAGUUUUAAGACUUUUAUACAUACAAUCAAUGCCGAUCAAAAUGUGUCAUUUUCACCACCGGUUCUUGUUAAAUCCACCGUAGACGAUUUUGAGCUUCUUGAAACAAACAACCCAUUUCACAUCAUUGUCGCACAUAAAUACUGUUGUGAUGAGUCUUCAAACUCUCCAGUAUUUGACUUAUUUCUCGUUUACAAACUAUGUCAGUUUUCUAAACCCAAUGGGCCAACUAAGUUGAAAGAAACAUCACUUUGCUCAUUAUCACUUGGUUCUGCCAGUAAAACUCCUCUAACUAUUGUAAAACCAAACACGGAUUUAUUUGAUAAAAUCAGGAACACUAGGAAUAUGGUUAACAGGUACAAGUCAAUAUUUGAGUCUUUGAGAAGGUCUAACGAAUCCACAGACUUAAACGAGAAGGCAAUUGAUAUCAUGAAGAACAUUUCAAGGCUUCAUUCGGAGGUUGUUGCAAAUCUAGAUUCAGCUCACAUUUACGAACAAGCAGUUGAGGAGUAUGUAAAGAGGAACGAACAGGCCUCGUUGCUUAUAGAGAAUCACUUCAGGGAAACCAUAGAACUCUAUCACACAAUCUUCAAUGAUGUUAAUGACAGAAUAGAGAAUAUAAUCAAGACUAGAGAGUACAUAGCAACCAGAAGGGCGGAGUUGAAAAAGAUGCUUGAUUUGUAUGAUAGCGUCAAGGGCAUGGACAACUCUCUGGACUACUUCUCAAACAUGAUUACUGAGCUUUACCUUAGGUUCUCAAGGAUAAUUCUCACUAAACUUGACGAAAAUUUGGCUAAAUCUGAUUACUCAUCAACUUUUGAGAUGAAGAAGCAGUUCAUGAUAGACGAGUGGUUCCGAAACACCUUCAAGGAGAACGUUGACCUCAUGCACCGUAUAUUUAACAGAAUCAAGACUAUUAGAGCCGUGAUUGAUUCAAUAAAUUAGAUUUUUAAAACACAACUAUUAACUCUAUACUA